GACAGUCAGAGACAGAGAGCAAGCUCUGCCGCACCCUUUCUCUACCGCGCACAGGUGAACUGGGGCCAAACGACCAAAGUCACUCGAAAGUCACAUUUGGAUUGUAAUUUUUGGUCAAAUGUAUGGAUUAAACAAAGACUAAACUCGUGUCUGGAGACGGAUAUGAAGGGAUAGGCGCUAAAGCAAGACUAAGACCAAAGAGAAGGGACAACGUCUCAGCCCACACACGAUUGGAGGAGAUAGACGUCAAUCAAACUGGACGCCGUCCAUUCCCUCCCACCCCUCAUGGCGAGACCACCCCCAACCCACCAAUAGGGCGAGUCCCAUCCACACGAACCCCCGCCACCACUCAUCCGUCCGGACAAUCCAAUUGGUCCUCCUCACUCCACUAAACUUCUGCCCACUCUACGCUCCACCCCAUCCACCCCCUCUGAUUGGUCAAGAUGGACAAGUUGACAGACGAUGUCCCCGGGUGCUACUACAACCGUACAGUGCAGUUCUUCUACGAACAUAGUGGAAAGAACAUCAGCGCCCACUGGCGUCCUCGGGACUACGUGGUGGUGAGCCUGGGCAUGGGUGUGUCUGUCAUCGUCAUCCUGGCCAACAUCCUGGUCAUGGUGGCCAUCUUCAUCAACCGACGAUUCCACUUCCCUAUCUACUAUCUGCUAGGCAACCUGGCGGCAGCAGACCUGUUCUCAGGUAUCGCCUACCUGCACCUGAUGUUCCACACUGGGCCCUGGACCAUCAAGCUGUCCAAGAACCAGUGGUUUGUCCGCCAGACCCUGAUCGACUCCAGUCUGACAGCAUCGGUGUUGAACCUCCUGGCCAUCGCCUUGGAGCGUCACCAGACCAUCUUCACCAUGCAGCUCCACAGUAAGAUGACCAACCGCCGCGUGGUGCUGCUCAUCGCCCUUAUCUGGGGCCUAGCCAUCUUCAUGGGCCUGGUUCCCACCAUGGGCUGGCACUGUCUGUGUGACCUGGAAAACUGCUCCACCAUGGCCCCCAUGUACAAACGCUCCUACCUGGUGUUCUGGGCUGUGCUCAACCUGUUCACCUUCUCUCUCAUGGUAGCUGCCUACACCAGGAUCUUUGUGUACGUCAGACACAAGAGCCAGAGGAUGUCUCAGCACACCAGCCAGAUACGACACAAGGAGACUGUGUUCAACCUGAUGAAGACUGUUUCUAUGAUCCUGGGUUGUUUUGUGAUCUGCUGGACCCCGGGCCUGGUGUUGUUGAUGUUGGAUGGUCUGGGCUGUGAAUCUUGCCAGGUGCUGCGUUAUGAGAAGUACUGUCUGGUCCUGGCUGAGUGUAACUCCCUGGUCAACCCCAUCAUCUACAGCUUCAGAGACACGGACAUGUUACAGACCUUCAAGCGGAUCCUCUGCUGCCUGUGUCGCCGCGGCGACGCCGGCCGCAAAGACACGCUGUCCGGCAUGCGCUGCAACACCCUGGAGCAAGAGGUACUCUCCGAGAGCAACGGCAACAAUCACCACGACAACCACAACGACGACAACAAUCAUAUAAGUCCCCACGGCGACCACUCGGACACAGACGAUUAGACGAGGACAGUAGACACAUAUAGGUGACGUACGAUGACAACGUUACAAGCAGCUACACCGUAACAAUGUCAACACUGACAGGGUGCUAUAGUAACUUUCAUCACCAUGCCCAGACAACUAGCUAACAGUUCUGUGACAACAAUGUAGCUACACUGUCACAAUGACAUAAACUACACCGUAACAACAACGUUAUGGCCUCCAAACUAUACCAUAGCAACCACCAUGCACUGACACACCUUAACAACAUCAACCACUAUAACCACUACAACUUUACAAAACAUAAAAAAAUAACUACACUGGAUAAAAGACCACUUAAGUGACUACUACCAAGUAACACAAUACCAUGGCAACACCUACGUCAAUGUAACACAAUACCACGACAACACCUACAAUAACAACAACAUAACAGAAUACCAUGACAACACUUACAACAAGUACAACGUAACACAAUACCACGACAACACCUACAAUAACGACAAUAUAACAAAAUACCACGACAACACUUACAACAAGUACAACGUAACACAAUACCACGACAACACCUACAAUAACGACAACGUUACACAAUACCACUAAAACACCUACAACAACAGAAUUACAGUGGAACGUGUACCACAACAAUGUCACAAAAUAGCCCUACAACAACCAGGCCUCUACGACAACCACCUCCUGAUUCAGAGAGGGUUAAAUGUGGAAGACACAUUUCAGUAGGAGGCAUUCGGUUGUACAACUGACGAGGUAUCUUCCUUUACAAGCAGACAGAGAAUAUGCCCUAUAUGAGUGUUUGUAGCAACGUUGUUAUAAUACUGUAUGUGACGCUGUAACAUAGCAACCCUAUCAGUCUGUGUUCUCAUCAAUAUAGAACCAUAUGAAUAGUUAAUCAUGCAGAUAUUAUUGUUUGGAAACUAAUGGUAGCUGUACUGCCUGGAGAAGUGACUGCGUGUUAUUAGAAACCGGAGCCUACGUGCUGUUUGUAAAAAAAGACCUGAUCAAACAUAAUGUUGAGAGUGAUGGGGCUGAUUUCUCCUCUGUUAACAUGGUGCCGUGCAGCUUCUAACGCAGACGUCUCAAUCUGUGUGUCUAGAGAGAAAGAGACGUUCUACAACGCCAAGACUUGAAUGAGUCCGGUUGAGUAAGACCAGCCCCCCGCGGUGAAUGUUUUGGUCUUCAGCUGGGUCCAUACUGGACUCUGGUAAUGCAACUGUUUUCCAUACAGACUGUCUAUAUAGUGACAAUGUCUCUAUAACGUUGUUGGAACGUUGUAGGAAGGCUGUCUGCCACCCCUGGACAGCCUGGUGGGAUGUGAACCAGAUGUUAAAGUGUUCAAACGGGUCUGACUAGUUGUCAUAUUUCCUGUGACCUGUAGAUGUAGCUGUGGCUGUAACACACACACAAACACCAC
Molecule: messenger RNA, 2961 nt
Organism: Oncorhynchus kisutch (coho salmon)
Lineage: Eukaryota; Metazoa; Chordata; Actinopteri; Salmoniformes; Salmonidae
Product: lysophosphatidic acid receptor 2
Exons: 6
Coding region: 444-1559 (371 amino acids)
Biological process (GO): G protein-coupled receptor signaling pathway
Cellular component (GO): membrane
Molecular function (GO): lysophosphatidic acid receptor activity
Source: RefSeq, a predicted model, not a curated record